AUGCUCUAUUAAAAAAUGGGUUAUAAUCAAUUGAAUUUAAAUAAAAUGACAACUGAAGAAUUAAAAAAACAUAAAGAAAUUAUGGAAUCUAUGUAUAAGAAAAAUUCUGUUAAACCAGGAGAUAAAAAUUAUAAAUAUGAUGUUUAAAAAAAUUUUAAACCUUCAGCUCAAAAUCAAUGGGAUAUGGAUGAUGAAGAAGAUUAUGAUAUAGUUUGA
Paramecium primaurelia is the source of this 216-nucleotide messenger RNA. The record is from the annotation of a GenBank genome assembly. Lineage: Eukaryota; Ciliophora; Oligohymenophorea; Peniculida; Parameciidae.